Molecule: messenger RNA, 756 nt
Organism: Thamnophis sirtalis
Lineage: Eukaryota; Metazoa; Chordata; Lepidosauria; Squamata; Natricidae
Source: RefSeq, a predicted model, not a curated record
UUUAGGCCGUACAGAAAAUUUCCAGGAUGCCUUCAAUACCCAAGGACUCGUUUUGGACAAACUACCUUUAGCUUUUUAUGCAGGGAUGUUCGCCUACUCUGGAUGGUUUCAAACUAGUUUUGUACGAGAAGAACUGGUGAAGCCAGAACGAAAUAUCCCUCUGGCUGUGAUUGUGUCUGUAAUCACAGUGAUCGUGGGGUAUAUGCUCACCAAUGUUUCCUAUUACACAGUACUGACAGCAGCAGAUGUCCUUGUCUCCCAGGCAGUGGCUGUGAGUUUUGCACGGAAAGCUUUCCAGAGCCUUAUCUCUGUGAUUCCAAUCUUGGUUUCCCUGUCUUGUUUUGGAACCAUGAAUGGGGGAAUUUUUACAUUUUCAAGGACAUUGUUUGUGGCUUCCAGGGAGGGGCAAUGGCCCACCCUCUUCUCUAUGAUCCACAUCCAACGCCAUACCCCAAUGCCAGCCGUCUUGCUAAUGUUCCCUUUGGUCACAGCCAUGAUUUGUGUAGGAGAUAUUUACCACUUGUUGAACUUCUUCAGCUUUUCCCGGUGGCUCUUCAUAGGACUAGCCACCCUUGGGCUUAUAGUUCAUCGCUGUCGCUAUCCUGAUAUAUUAAGCCCGUUCAAGGUAAGUUAUGAUAGUUUGAAGUCUCUUAGGAACAUAAUGCUUUACCUUUUUUCAUUAGCUCUGGAGAGAUGAAUCAAGAGUUCUUUGGUCUAAUUCCUCUCAAAUAUAAAUCAAAUAAUAAAGUGGCAUUG